Messenger RNA from Medicago truncatula (barrel medic), 2116 nucleotides. Its product is annotated as rhamnogalacturonate lyase. The transcript is spliced from 15 exons. NCBI's taxonomy places the organism in Eukaryota, Viridiplantae, Streptophyta, Magnoliopsida, Fabales, Fabaceae. The record is from RefSeq and is a predicted model, not a curated record. Gene Ontology annotation, molecular function: carbohydrate binding. The coding region runs from base 66 to 2000 and encodes 644 amino acids.
UAAAUCAAAUUGUAGGAACAAUAUAUUGUAAACUAUAGAUAUAGCUUUAGUGAAGAUCCUUCAACAUGUCCUCACAAGCAGUGCAAUUGCGUAUCAAGAGUAAUCAUGUGGUUAUGGACAAUGGUAUAGUGCAAGUGUAUUUAUCCAAUCCUGGUGGAUUUGUAACUAGAAUACAAUAUAAUGGCAUUGAUAAUCUGCUUGAAGCUCUUAACGAAAAGAAUAAUAGAGGGUAUUGGGAUGUCGUUUGGAGUGAAUAUGGAAGUACAGGAACAACCGGAACAUUCGAGCGGAUUGUGGGAACAAGUUUUAAUGUGAUAAUGGAAACAGAAGAACAAGUUGAAAUCUCAUUUAAAAGAACAUGGAAUCCAUCUCUAAAGGGAAAGUUGUCACCUCUAAAUAUAGACAAAAGGUAUGUGAUGCUACGUAAUUCCUCAGGAUUUUAUUCAUAUGCUAUCUUUGAACACCUAAAGGAGUGGCCAGCUUUCAACAUACCUCAAAUCAGGAUUGUUUAUAAGCUUCGUAAAGACAAGUUUCAUUACAUGGCUAUGGCUGAUAAUAGGCAAAGGUUGAUGCCUCUCCCUGAUGAUCGAUUACCUGGAAGAGGAAAAGAACUUAUUCCCCCAGAAGCUGUUUUGCUUGUAAAUCCCAUCGAGCCAGAAUUUUUAGGAGAGGUUGAUGACAAGUACCAAUACUCAAGUGAGAACAUAAACCUUAAGGUUCAUGGAUGGAUAAGUGCAGAGUCUGAAACAAUUCCAGCAACAGGUUUUUGGGUAAUCAUACCUAGCAAUGAAUUUCGAUCAGGUGGUCUUGUUAAACAGAAUCUUACCUCCCAUGUUGGCCCCAUCAGCCUUGCAAUGUUUCUUAGUGCACAUUACGCAGGAGAGGAUAUAGUUCUUAAACUCCAGCCUAAUGAGCCAUGGAAAAAAGUUUUUGGGCCAACUUUUGUCUAUCUUAACAACUUGUUGGAUCAUGAUGAGGACCCACUAGCUCAACUCUGGGAGGACGCCAAAUUUCAGAUGAACAAAGAAGUACAAAGUUGGCCCUAUGAUUUUCCAGCUUCAGAUGAUUUUCAAAAGGCUAGCCAAAGGGGUAGCGUUUGUGGCACGUUACUUGUUCGUGACAGGUGUGUAAGUGACAAGGACAUAAUAGCAAAAGGUGCAUAUGUAGGAUUAGCCCCACCAGGAGAUGCUGGAUCUUGGCAAAGGGAAUGCAAGGGAUACCAAUUUUGGAGUAAAUCAAACGAGGAAGGCUACUUUUCAAUCAAUAAUAUACGGAGUGGUGAUUACAAUCUAUAUGCAUGGGUUCCAGGUUUCAUUGGAGAAUAUUGGAACAAUGUUGUCCUCAAAAUAACCCCAGGUUGCGAGAUAAAUGUUGAUGACAUAGUCUUUGAGCCUCCAAGAGAUGGUCCAACAUUAUGGGAGAUUGGAAUUCCUGAUCGCUCUGCUGCUGAGUUCUAUGUUCCAGAUCCUAAUCCAAAAUUCAUAAACAAGCUUUUUAAAGACCAUCCAGACAAGUUUAGGCAGUAUGGCUUGUGGGAAAGAUAUGCAGAGCUAUACCCAAAUGAAGAUUUGAUUUAUAAUGUUGGUGUUAGUGACUACACAAAAGAUUGGUUCUAUGCACAAGUCACCAGGAAGAAAAAUGAUGGCAGUUACCAAGGAACUACAUGGCAAAUUAAGUUCAACAUGGAUGAUGUUCAAGAAAAUGGACUGUAUAAAUUAAGAUUAGCUCUUGCAAGUGCAAAUGUCUCUGAAUUACAGGUUAGAGUGAAUGAUGAAAAACAAGAUCCUCCACUAUUUACUACGGGAGUGAUUGGGAAGGACAAUGCAAUAGCUAGACAUGGAAUUCAUGGACUCUAUUGGCUAUUCAACAUUGGUGUGCCAAGUAUUUUGCUAAUCAAAGGAGAUAAUACUAUUUUUCUAACACAAACUAUGGCUACUGGUCCCUUGCCCCUUUUUCAGGGAAUAAUGUAUGAUUAUAUUCGUUUAGAAAGCCCCUAUUAAAGGAAAUUAGAGGCUCAAUAAUAUACAUUUAGUGUGGUACCCUUCAAAAAAAAAAAUACAUUUAGUGUGGUAAAUGAGUGGAUUGUAUGGGUAAUUUCAAGUGCUUAAAUUAUAAA